This is a messenger RNA of Panthera uncia (snow leopard), 1067 nucleotides long. RefSeq names its product olfactory receptor 52H1-like. Gene Ontology annotation, biological process: G protein-coupled receptor signaling pathway. Gene Ontology annotation, molecular function: olfactory receptor activity; G protein-coupled receptor activity. The record is from RefSeq and is a predicted model, not a curated record. The transcript has a single exon. The coding region runs from base 38 to 985 and encodes 315 amino acids. Gene Ontology annotation, cellular component: membrane. Lineage: Eukaryota; Metazoa; Chordata; Mammalia; Carnivora; Felidae.
AAUUACAUUUUGUCUUCAAGGAAUUACAGUUACCACGAUGGCCACAUUGAAUCUGACAAGUUUCAAUCCAGGUUCUUUCAUUUUGGUGGGGAUCCCAGGGCUGGAGCAAUUCCACAUCUGGAUUGGGAUUCCUUUCUUCACUAUCUAUCUGGUGGCCCUUGCUGGUAAUGGCAUCCUUCUUUACCUCAUCACUGUGGACCACAGCCUCCACGAACCCAUGUUCUUCUUUCUCUCCAUGUUGGCCUCUGCAGACCUCGUAUUGUGCACCACGUGUGUCCCCAAAACACUUGGCAUAUUCUGGUUGAAAGCUCAGAAAAUCACUUUUCCUGGUUGCCUUACCCAGUUGUUCUUUCUUCACUUCAGCUUUUUUCUGGACUCCGCCAUUUUGUUGGGCAUGGCAUUUGACCGUUACAUGGCCAUUUGCUGCCCUUUGAGAUACACAAGUGUUUUGACACCAAGGACAAUUGUCAAGAUCAUGGUGGGCAUUGUGGGUCGGAGCUUUGGUGUCAUUUUGCCUGUUGUUUUCCUGGUGAAGCGUUUGCCCUUCUGCAAGUCACGUAUCAUCCCUCACACAUACUGUGAACAUAUAGGGGUUGCCCGACUCGCCUGUGCUGACAUCUCCAUCAACAUCUGGUAUGGUUUUGCUGUGCCUGUGAUGACUAUUAUCUCAGACCUGGUCCUCAUUGGUAUUUCCUAUGCUCUCAUCCUUCAUGCUGUUUUCCAUCUUCCAUCAAGAGAUGCCCGCCAGAAAGCCCUCAGCACCUGCGGUUCCCAUGUCUGUGUCAUUCUCAUAUUCUACACACCAGCCAUGUUCUCUGUCCUCACUCAUCGCUUCGGACACAAUAUCUCUCGCACCUUUCACAUCAUGUUUGCCAACCUCUAUGUGGCAAUCCCUCCUGCACUCAAUCCCAUCAUUUAUGGUGUAAAAACCAAGCAGAUCAGGGACAAGGUCAUCCUCCUACUCUUUCCUAAAGGGAUGAAGUGACUCUGGGCUGAGAACAUGGAGAGAAAAAAUUAUGAAAAGUCAAGUAAUCGUAUUGAUUUAAUAGAAUCUCUUAUGUAAAUCA